AUGCUGGAUCCCUUGGGCUCCUGGAGCCCUCAAGGAUGCGCAUGCAUGACCGGGGGCCAAUCUCUUAUCGAGACGGCCGUCAUCGCAUUUGUACGAAUUGCGACGGGUACCCUGAGGGCUGCUCUGCCAGCAACAAGACGGGGGCCCCCCAACGCGAAAACGCAUGCGCAGCAGGACCUGAUUGCCGGGAUGCAGUGCCACGCAGUACGCAGGACAAGAAAACGGAACAAUCUUUUCCAGCACAAAGACCCCGACACUGGACGCUCCGCGUCCCCCGGUGCCACCGCACCCGCAGAUCCCCAGCCCCCGGCGACCAGCGACAUAUAUGCAACCCUGUUUUGGGGUCCUUUGGCCGUCUCCAGCCUCUUGGCCGUCGUCAACCAAAGGGGGGGAUUUUGUGGGGUCGCAUCCACGCGGCGUGACCCGAGCGUAGCAUCCUUGCUUGGGCACACCGCGCAGCAACGCCAGCACGCAGACCGGGAAGCGGAUAGGGCACCCGGUUUGCCGCAUUGCAGUAAACCGGGUCAAGAGCAAGAGAUAAGAAAUCUCCGGCAGCGGAAGCUGGCACCAAAGUCUUUGGGACUUCGGGAAGGUGCUGUGACUCCUAGCCUGCAGUCUGAGGAUUCUGAAUACCAUGAUGGCGAAAUGGAUGGCAUUUGUGUCUACUUCUCCACCCCAGCAUAUAUGGACUCUUUGAUCCCUUGUGGCUCUUAUUUGGGAUUUGUAAUUCCUAUGGAACAUUUCAGUGGUCCAAGUGGCGGACGCCUGCCCAAGGAGAAGUUAGUGGGGUGGUGGAAGUGGCAACGGUUUCCUUUCAAGGCCAUUUAA
This is a messenger RNA of Notodromas monacha, 828 nucleotides long. Lineage: Eukaryota; Metazoa; Arthropoda; Ostracoda; Podocopida; Cyprididae. The record is from the annotation of a GenBank genome assembly.